GCUUGAAACAAAAGUGAAAAAUGAAGAUUUGAAAAAAAUGCGUGAAAUCUUAUCAGCAUUUGAUCUUCUUAGAAGGAAAUAAUUUUAAAGAAAAUAUUUUUAUCAAUAUAAAUUAAAAUAUAUCUUACAUUAAAGUGUAAAUAAGUAAAUAAAAUCCAUACAACAUAAUUGAGUCAUAAAAAUGGGUAUUAUGGCCCAUGUUCUGUACCAAUUGCUUUUAAGUACUACGUUUGUAAUUUCCUUAGUGCAAAAAAGCAAUCAUGCCUCAUGCUAAGUGCACUCAUAAACGUUAUAAAUAUAAUUAUUACAUGUUGGAAUUUUAAUUAUACAUUGUAAUUAUAUAGAGAGACCUACAUGCAAGAGAGAUGGAAUCACUUAGCGAUAGUCUUGCUAUUGCUUUAUUCAUUAGCAGCACAGAUCUUUUUGGUUUGUGCCAACAAUCUGUCAUCAACUUUUGCAAAAAGAUCUGUUUAAUUUUUGCUGCAAAUCUGCUGGAACAGAGUGUCAACAGAUUCUGUUAGAUUUCUAGUAGCAAUUUGCCGAUAUCAUCAGAUAUUAUCAGACAAAUAUUAUCAAACAUAAUCUAUGUGAAGUCUAUUGCCUUAUUGGCAUCAAAAAUUCAUAGCAGUCUCUGCGCAUAACUGUUUCUUCAGAUUGGCUAUCAAGGUUCAUUAAUUUCCAGCAGCUUGUCUCGAAAUUCAUUAUCUGCUAAGAACAAAUUAAUUAGUCACUGAUCCUAUUGGUAGUGCUAGAAAUGUUCUGAAAUAAUAUAAAUUUUAAUAACAGGCUGGACGUGCUUGACAAUAAACGUCGCGCAUCUAUCGUUGCAAGACAAAUGGGAUUUCCUAACGAAGUAUUCUGAACAUUUCGAAUGGACACCACAAACCGCUCACGAUUACGUUCCAGGUGUGUUCAUUGAAUGUACGUGUCCAUAACGAUCUGUAUAAUGUUGACGUUCUUUCGAUUAUCGCGUUACGUUACUCCCGUUUGCAUUUCUGAGUAGAAAGCUUCGCGAAUGCAAAUGGUGAGACAAAGAAAUCUGGAGAAACUCCACAGCCACUUGCCGCCGAAGCCAAGAAACCUCAACCGAUCGAACUGUUCCUCCUCUUGAGCGAUACGCGAGAACUCGGAAGCGACGUGGCCGGCCUAUCGCCCUGCUGCGAUCAGAUAAUCUACGUCAUCCAAUCACGCGACAUUCCUCUAGAUCCAAGAGAUGUAAGAGUAUCAAGUCUCAGUUAAUUCAAUGACUGUCUCUCGGUAAUUACCGUGAUAAUUCAUUUUGUAGAUAAUAAUAAAAAAAGGAUGAAGUGUCUUAAAAAAAAUAAAACUGUGCUGACGUACUAUACAGCACAAAAAUAUAAAAUAUGCAUAAUGAAAGUCAGAUAAAUAUUAAAUCCAAUGGAUACAACUAUUAAAUAACAUUCUACAGAUCCACUUUUGUUUCCGGUAUUUUUUGUUGGGAUUGUAAUUGGUUUCAAUUUAAAUUUCCUUCUAAGGUAAAACCGCCGUUAGCAAAAUGGAAGUUUCAUCGCUGGCUAAAAUGGGCCGUUUCGCGAAAUGUCAUCGACCCUGCCGACUACUUCGUCCCGAUACGUUACUUACGAAUGAUCAGUCCUCUCAAGGAGUGCAAUGGAAGCGUUGUUCGUGAUAAAAAUGACGUUCCAGGAAACUCGAUCUCUUCGAAUGAGAUCGAGCGGUCCGAUAAAUUCACCCGGAGAAGAACAAGAUCUCAGAGAGUACCAGAUUUGCCCACCACAUCGAAAGAAGAAGCAACGGAAGACGUCAGUCGAUGGCUCGACUUCAAUAAAAUGGCAUUAUGCGUAAAGGAGGUGCAUCUGUUUUACAAGUUGGAGUACUUCCAGUACUCGGUUCAAAUAACAGGCGACAUAUUAAAGACAGCCAAUGACAGUCGUAAAACGGAAACAGCAAGAGAGAUCGGAAAGGAGAAAACAGGUACUUCAGCUUUUAUAUGUACUCUCAAUUAAAACAAAAAUCAAACACCCAGAUAUACGAAGAACUUUUUACUACAACUUUUGUUUCAAAGCAUAAUAUAAUCGAUAUCUAAUCAAAUAUCCAAUGAUUGAUUAAACGCUGAUUAAUGCCAGCAAUACAAGUUUUUUUUUCAUAAGCAAAAUGAUGUACAAUAAUACAUUCCAUAUUCCGUUCCAGUCUCAAAUGUUUUUUAUUUGAAAAUUUACAGAUACUUACAGUAGUAUUGGCAGCAAGAUUGUGAAGUCCAGAUACAAACCUUUGUAUUUGUUCUGCGAUUCUCCAAAGAAGAAAUUCUUCUUAGUCAAUCUUUACGCCGCACCGAAGGACAACAACGU
This is a messenger RNA of Solenopsis invicta (red fire ant), 2327 nucleotides long. RefSeq lists its product as uncharacterized. NCBI's taxonomy places the organism in Eukaryota, Metazoa, Arthropoda, Insecta, Hymenoptera, Formicidae. The record is from RefSeq and is a predicted model, not a curated record. The transcript has a single exon. Bases 1605 to 1985 code for a protein of 126 amino acids.